Ostrinia nubilalis (European corn borer) is the source of this 1832-nucleotide messenger RNA. It is a transcript of the gene mst, whose product is annotated as protein misato. The record is from RefSeq and is a predicted model, not a curated record. The coding region runs from base 99 to 1730 and encodes 543 amino acids. Gene Ontology annotation, cellular component: cytoplasm; mitochondrion. Gene Ontology annotation, biological process: mitochondrion organization. Lineage: Eukaryota; Metazoa; Arthropoda; Insecta; Lepidoptera; Crambidae. The transcript is spliced from 2 exons.
ACUGAACUUGUGUAAAAUUGAUUUGUUUACCAUUGGUGCUAAUUCAUUUUACGGAAUAAAUAAUCAAUGAGUUACAAAUAUUCCCUUACUCUGUCACAAUGGCUACUCGUGAGAUAUUAACUCUUCAAUUUGGUCACUAUACGAAUUAUAUUGGUGCUCACUUCUGGAAUACACAAGAGCUUAGCUUUGACUAUACAGGCCUUAAAAAAACUGAAGUUAAUCAUGAUAUUUUAUACCGCGAAGGGGAAAAUGGUAAAGGAGAAACUACUUACACACCGAGGCUCCUUUUGGCGGACUUGAAAGGUUCUCUGAAAACCCUACCAGUGAGUGGCGGAUUACCUGAGGAAAGCGAUCCGGACUACCUAGAGUGGGAAAAUGUUGACAAAGUUGAAGAACCAGCUCCUCAAAAGAAUCAGUAUUUAGUUGAUAUUGAUUCAGAAGGACCAGCAGCUGCAGAGAAAACUUAUAACUUUGAAGAAGAAGUCAAAACCUGGACCGAUUUUAUUUAUCCUCGCUUACAUUCCCGUUCAGUCAAUGUUAUCAAAGAAUACAACCAUGGCGAUGAAAAUGAAGGAUUUGACAUUUAUAACUCUGGCACCGCAUUAUGGAAACACGACUUUGGCGACACAUUCAGUGAUAAUAUUAGAAAAUAUGUAGAGGAAUGUGAUAGCAUGCAAGGGUUCCAAGUUAAUUUUGACUGUAUUGAUGGAUUUUCUGGAAUGGCAAUGGGUUGCAUUGAAUAUUUGGCAGAUGAAUAUACUAAGCCUAUUGUAGCUUAUCCUAUCAUUCCAUCAUACUUUCCUGAUAAUAAUCCUAGCACACAAGAAGAAAGAGAUAAAUCUAAUUUAAAAGACUCAACUAGGCUGGUAAAUCUUGCUCUUUCUCUGCAAGCAUUAUCUGAACAUGCCACAUUAUUUGUACCUUUGUGUACCGGUGAAAAAGGAUGGAGAAAACCAGGAAACCCAAGAUCUUUUGAAUACAUUAACUACAACCCACAGCUUUACUACCACUCCUCAGCAUUAUUGGCCACAGCUAUUGAUACUCUUAGUCAGAAAUACAGACACAAAAGCAACAUUCAUACCAUGUCUGAUAUCUGUGCAGAUAUGACUGGGUAUGGAAGGAAAAUGGCAGCAGCUUCCCUUGGCAUGCCAUUUGCAUUGAAUGAAUCACAAUACCUGAUUGAUUUUCUGAACAAUACAACUAAACCUAUUUAUACAUCCCUAACACCCAGUUGUAAGAUUGCAUCAGACAAACUGUUCCAGUUGAUCACAGUCAGAGGGAUACCAGAAAGCUAUUUGAAAGCACCACUGAAGGAAGCCAAAGAACAAAUGAAUUUACCGGCAUACCGAUGCAACAGUGUCAAAGAAAUGUUUGAACUUUAUUUCCAAGCAAGCAACUUCUUAUCAGCAACAAAUGUUACUGUCUGUGAGCAGCCCUUUGAGUUAAAAACACCAUAUCCACAAUUUUUCUCGAAAGAUCUAAACAAAUAUGGUUUUGUAGCAAGUGAUAGUACACAAGAGAGAUUCGAAAGUUGUGCUGUUGUGGCAGGCUACCAUAAUGGCAAUUUUAUGGCUGAUAUGAUUGAGAAAGUACACAGAGAGGUCAGCAGAAUUCAGUUUGCAAAAUUACACAAAUUCAGACAAGAAGGAUUGGAGGCGGCAGAUUAUAAAGAGAGUUUGGACAAAUUGGCUGAAUUCAAAGAUAAUUAUGAAGAUGACUUUGAACUUUAAUUACAGUAAUUAAGCUUAACUUAACUUUUAUCUUGUAUUGUGCUAUAACAUGAUAUUAAUUUAUUCAUAAGUGCCUUUUCAAUAAAACCAUAAAGAAAAAUU